AUGCCACUCCCGCAGCUUCCCAAGGAGGUCUGGACGCUCGUUGGGUGCUAUGUUCGUCAGCCGGUCCCGCAGCCGAGGCGCGUCAAGGAGAGGAGGGAGGUCCGGCAAGUUGAUCUUGUCAAUUUGAUGACGGUCUCCAAACUGCUCAAUAACGCCGUGGCGUCCGCCCUGUAUCAUACCAUCAUCACCGACGAUAUCGCCGGUCUAUACGUCAAUUACAAGUCACCAAACCCCGUCGCACCCGGUAUCCCCUCCAAGCGAGAGCUCCUCCUUCUUAUACGGUGUCUCUACCUCGAAUACCCGGAACGUGAGCUCUUGGAAGCGCACCAUUCACACAUGAUGACCUAUCGGUGGCCCGCCCCUCCUCGCAGCGGCAACUCUAUCCAAGACAUGUUCGACCAUCAGCUGGGCUACUUUUGCACCCAUCCAGCACUCGCUAGUCUCAUCGACUCGGAGAUGAUCUUCGCCGCCGACCCCACCACACAACUUCAGCAUUCCAUGCCAGAGCUCCGGAGCCUCUCGACCGGUACCUUCUUCGGAACGUUCGAGGAGGGCUGGACCACCAAUUUCGGGGGUAUCCUCAGCUACAUGUCCCACGUUGGCGACAUCCAAAAGGUCUACUCCCAGAUGCUACUCAGCGGCAAAGUGACCCACUUUUGCCAAUCUGGCAAUCUCUCCCCACUCAGCAUCCAUCCCCGCGAGCUGGAAAGCUUCCGACCCCCAGCACCUCCAUCGGGUCCCGCCUCGAGCCCCACCGUUACGCCAACCAUCCGCACAAUCACUAUUCACGUCAAUCUCAAGGCGUACAAGAACGCUGCUGUCUACGAGAGCCUGUGCUCGUCCUCGUCUUGCCUUCCUGGCGUCGACGUUCGGUGGUGUCUGGACAACCCGCGUCGGACUCGCUCGGACGGUAACAAGAUCCCCUUCCUCGAUUUCGACGAUCGGCCGUUAUUCGCCAAGUCCAUCUUCCUCGCUGUCGUCGGCGGUCUCGGCGCUCGUCAUGACAAGCGUGACGCUCAUCCCCAGCCGGCAGACUUCCCCCUUCUGCCCUUUACCAUCGACGCCUACAUCCCCGUCAACGACGCUACCGCUAUAAUACUCUUACAGGGCGACAAGGUGACCAAUCCUCGGGGGGCGAGCGCCAAGGAGAAGACGGCGAACAAGCGGCGGGCGGCGGCGCAGAAGCUAGAGGACGCGUUGGGGACAGAGUUGUUCAAGACGGACGUCGAGACCAAAGUGCUCCACCCGGACGACCGGCUCGGUAUUCACUACAUCGCCGAUUGUCCAGCAUGCCCGGCGUGCGGAUGGCUUCCGGUCGAGUAG
Dioszegia hungarica is the source of this 1323-nucleotide messenger RNA. RefSeq lists its product as uncharacterized. The transcript has 2 exons. The record is from RefSeq and is a predicted model, not a curated record. NCBI's taxonomy places the organism in Eukaryota, Fungi, Basidiomycota, Tremellomycetes, Tremellales, Bulleribasidiaceae. Bases 1 to 1323 code for a protein of 440 amino acids.